GGUAGACUCCAUGAGAUCAUUUCACUCCACCACAGAGUAUAAAAAAUCCCCAAAGUGUGAUCUCUUUAACUGCUCUCAAUCAUGGAGUUCUGGUUCAUCUUUCUCUCUCUGUUCAUCUGCUUUGUCCUCAAGUUGCUUCUUAAUCUAAUCCUAGACAAGAAAUACAACAAAAGAGAACACAAACUCCCACUCCCACUCCCACUCCCACCAGGACCCUUCACCUUUCCCAUCAUAGGAAAAUUCUUUUGGCAACGUAAAUCCUUCUCUGAUCUUGAGCCAAUUCUCAGAGAGCUACAUACUAAAUAUGGCCCAAUUGUUAGUCUUCCAAUUGGUUCCCAACGGGCCAUCUUCAUAAGAACACAUGAUCUUGCCCACGAAGCCCUCGUCAAGAAGGGAACUAUUUUUACUAGUCGACCUCCGGUCAUGGGCGCAGGCCGCCUUGAAAAUCGAUUCAACAUCAGCUCAUCGGGAUAUGGCCCGGUCUGGCGGCUUCUCCGCCGCAACCUUACGUCGGAGAUGCUUCACCCUUCUCGUUUGAAGUCAUAUUCUCGGGCCCGGAAAUGGGUAUUGCAGGUACUAACCACCAAGCUCAAAGCCGAAUCACAAUCCGGAAAGGCUAUUCCCAUGAUGGAUCACAUCCAAUAUGCAAUGUUUUCGCUAUUAGUAUUCAUGUGCUUUGGUAAAAAACUUGAGGAGAAGGAGGUUAGAGAGAUCAAAACCGUCCAAAGCACCUUCUUUCAAAAUUCCAGUAGGUUCGAUACUCUAGAUUUCUUGCCAUGGUUGGCAAGGAUUUUGUUUCGAAAGCUGUGGAAUGAACUCCUAGAGAUCCUACAUAAACAAGAAAAUCUCUUCAUCCCUCUCAUCAGAGCUCGUGAAGAAAGAAGAAAGAAUGCAAAUUCAAAGCUAGAGGAAGAUUUUGUCAACUCAUAUGUUGAUACAUUGCUCGAUCUCAACCUCCCAGAGGAUGGAAGAAAGCUCAAUGAAGCUGAAAUGGUGAGUUUAUGUUCAGAGUUUCUUACUGGAGGCACAGACACAACAUCCACUGCAUUGCAAUGGAUAUUGGCAAAUUUAGUGAAGCACCAACAUAUACAAUCAAAGCUGGUUGCAGAAAUUGAGGGAGUAGUAGGGUCUGGAGAGAAGAUCAAUGAAGAGGAUUUGCAAAAGAUGCCGUAUCUGAAGGCGGUGGUGCUCGAGGGCCUACGGCGGCACCCACCGGCGCAUUUCUUGUUACCACAUGCAGUCACAGAGGAUACAACAUUGAAUGGUUAUCUCAUACCCAAGAAUGCUACUACUGUGAAUGUCACAUUAGCAGAGAUCAGUCGAGACCCAGAUGCUUGGGAGGAUCCAAUGGAGUUCAGGCCAGAGAGGUUUUUGAGUAGAAUUGUUCAAGGGGAAGAGGUGAUUGAUAUAAUAGGGAAGAAGGAGAUUAAAAUGAUGCCAUUUGGUGCAGGGAGAAGGAUUUGCCCUGCUCUUGGUUUGGCAUUGCUUCAUUUAGGGUAUUUUGUGGCCAAUUUGGUUAGGGACUUUGAAUGGAAACCUAGAGAUGGAGAUGAUAUUGAUUUAUCAGAGGAGCAAAAAUUCACGUUUGUUAUGAAGAAUCCACUACAUGCCCUUAUCUAUUCAAGGAUAAGGUAGUGUUUUCCUUAAUCUAAUCUUGAAUUUCCUAAUUAAACUUAAAGAAUUGUGUAUGUUAUUAUGUACACUUUUUCCUUUUUUUGGGAUAAAAUAAACUCUGCCUUGAUUAAAUA
This is a messenger RNA of Macadamia integrifolia, 1748 nucleotides long. RefSeq names its product cytochrome P450 89A2-like. Bases 82 to 1635 code for a protein of 517 amino acids. Lineage: Eukaryota; Viridiplantae; Streptophyta; Magnoliopsida; Proteales; Proteaceae. Gene Ontology annotation, cellular component: membrane. Gene Ontology annotation, molecular function: heme binding; iron ion binding; oxidoreductase activity, acting on paired donors, with incorporation or reduction of molecular oxygen, NAD(P)H as one donor, and incorporation of one atom of oxygen. The transcript has 2 exons. The record is from RefSeq and is a predicted model, not a curated record.